Messenger RNA from Ascochyta rabiei, 1344 nucleotides. RefSeq lists its product as uncharacterized. Lineage: Eukaryota; Fungi; Ascomycota; Dothideomycetes; Pleosporales; Didymellaceae. The record is from RefSeq and is a predicted model, not a curated record. The transcript is spliced from 4 exons. The coding region runs from base 1 to 1344 and encodes 447 amino acids.
AUGUCCGGCUGGAAUGAUCUGCCCAAGGCCCUGGAGGGCAGCAAAGACAAGCUUGCCAAACUCCUUGAAUCCGACGCCCAGCUGAAGGCCUUUACCACCUCGGACGCAAUUGACAGGCCUGCCACAUUCGGCAUCAAAUCGACCGGCUCUGACAACACGCUGCUUAUCGAAGUCACCAAUGGGAGCGCCAAAGCAAGCUCAGGUACCUCCAAGGAUGCACUCUUCACACUCUCCGCUACCUCAGAGCAAUGGGAGCAGCACUUCAAGGAGACGCCGGUCAUGCCCUACCAGAGCUACUGGGGCAUGUUCGGCAUGAACAUCAAGCAGAAGGGCAUCGAAGUCCUGGGCGACCAGACUGCCUUUGCCCACUGGACCCACGUCUGGAGACGCGUUCUCGAGCUCGCCCACGAAGCACAAUGCGGCCCCUUGAAGGAGGAGGAGCAAGCCGAGCAAGAGCGCGACUACCUCACCGGCCGCUACGUCUUCCUGGAGGCUCCCGUCUGGGGCAGAUCCAAGGUCUUCUAUGAAAGCGCCGGUGAAGGCAAACAGCAGAUUGUCUUCCUGCACACCGCUGGUAGCGACAGUCGGCAGUACCAUGGCGUCAUGAAUGAUGCUCAGAUGCGCAGGAAGUGCACCAUGUACGCUUUCGAUCUACCGGGGCAUGGACGCAGUUUCCCCUCGAGGAACCUGCCGCCGGGAGCGCACACCAACACCGAGGAUAGCUAUGUGGGAAUCAUUGCAGCGUUCGUCAAAGAGCUGGGCCUGCGGAGACCGAUCAUCUGCGGCGCUAGCAUGGCAGGCCAGGUCUGUUUGGCGGUUGCCAUUCGUCAUAGGGAAGUUGGUGCUGGUGGAACUAUUCCCCUGCAAGGGUCUGAUUAUCUGAACAUGGAGCGUCAGUGGCACGAUCGGUCGCCGUACGUCAAUCAGUCGCUGUUCAACCCAGAGUGGAUCUAUGGCAUGAUGUCCCCCACCGCGCCCAAGGUCAACAAAGACCUGAUUUGGCAUCUCUACAGUGCCCAGGCCUACGGCAUCUUCCACGGCGAUCUCGACUUCUACUUCGGCGGCUGGGACGGCCGCUCGCGCGUGGCAUCAAUCGACACCAACAGCUGCCCUGUGUACAUGUUGACCGGCGAGUAUGACUGGUCCAACACACCGGAGAUGUCGCAGAAGACCGCAGACAAGAUUCCUGGAGCUAUGCACAAGGCUAUGCCCGGCUUGGGCCAUUUCCCAGCGACCGAGAACCCCAAGGCGUUUGUGCCGCACCUGAUCGAGGCUAUCGAUCAUAUCCAGAAGGUUAGGAGCGAGGGUUUGAGCACUAUGCGUUUGGGUAAUGGCACGGAUUGA